GGCGGAUGCAAAGUAAGCUGUCAAAGUAUGGUGCAUUAUAUUUUUGCUUUGAUUCAUGAACGAUCAAAUAUAUUUCACCGAUUAAAGAAAGAAAUAGUAAAUAUGCGUUGAAUAUAUGGAAUUAUGAAAUAAUUAAUCGAUGUAAUUUGUAUAUAAUUAAAAGUACGAAUAUCUUGUAUAUAUUAAUUAAUAUUUCUUAAAACUGUUUACUUUAUAAUGAUGAAUAAUCGGAGACGAACGAAUAAUUUCACUUAUGUUAGUUCUUGUGUGAAAUAUAUGAUAUUUAUGCUCAAUUUUGUUUUUUGGUUAUUUGGAGGACUUCUAAUUGGAGUAGGUUUAUAUGCAUUUGUGGAUAAAUGGCAAGCAACUGGUUCUGUUAGAGUGGAAAAUGUAUAUGAUGUAAUUCUCAAUAUUUCACUUGUAAUGGUUAUUGCAGGAGCAGUAGUCUUUGUUGUUAGUUUUGCAGGAUGUGUAGGAGCAUUACGUGAAAAUACUUGUCUUCUUAAAUUUUAUUCAUUGUGUCUAUUGGUAUUCUUUCUGCUUGAAAUGGGUAUAGCAAUUGUUGGUUUUAUAUUUCCACAUACAUUACAAUCAUUAUUGGAAGAGUCAUUCACAGAUAAAAUCAUACAAACAUAUAGAGAAGAUCCUGAUCUACAAAAUUUUAUUGAUUUUGGUCAGCAAAAAUUCAGGUGUUGUGGUUUAAGUCAAGAAGGAUAUUUGGAUUGGGGAAAAAAUGAAUAUUUCAAUUGUUCCAGUCCUAGUGUAGAACGUUGUGGUGCACCAUUUUCAUGUUGCAUUAAUGCUACAGAUAUAUCAAGUGGACUUGUGAAUAUAAUGUGUGGCUAUAAAGUACAAAUGCUACCAGUUUCUGAAGCAGGUAAAAAAGUAUGGACUAGUGGUUGCAUUGAAAUCGUGAGAAGUUGGGCAGAACGCAAUUUGUACACAAUAGCUGGUAUUGCUUUAGGUAUAGCUCUUAGUCAAUUAUUUGUCAUUUAUCUUGCUAAAACAUUAGAAGGUCAAAUUGAAUUGCAAAAGUCUCGUUGGCAUUCCUGAGCUUGACUUCAGGCCACCUACCGUUAUCAAAUUCCUCCCAAUAGGCAGGUGGCCAAUAUUCGAUCAAGAAGUAAUGAUACUAAAAAAUGUGGAAAAAUUCGAAUGGCUUUACUUAUUAGUAUUGCAGUUCUUGUAUACAUAAUUUCUAUUUUUGUUUUCAUCAAACUUUUUUUUUAUUUCAAGAACAAUUUUCAUUUAUAUUUUA
Molecule: messenger RNA, 1258 nt
Organism: Apis mellifera (honey bee)
Lineage: Eukaryota; Metazoa; Arthropoda; Insecta; Hymenoptera; Apidae
Product: tetraspanin-33
Exons: 5
Coding region: 217-1053 (278 amino acids)
Biological process (GO): protein maturation; protein localization to plasma membrane
Cellular component (GO): membrane
Source: RefSeq, a predicted model, not a curated record